Molecule: messenger RNA, 2766 nt
Organism: Diospyros lotus (date-plum)
Lineage: Eukaryota; Viridiplantae; Streptophyta; Magnoliopsida; Ericales; Ebenaceae
Product: kinesin-like protein KIN-14T
Exons: 10
Coding region: 1-2766 (921 amino acids)
Biological process (GO): microtubule-based movement
Molecular function (GO): ATP binding; microtubule motor activity; microtubule binding
Source: RefSeq, a predicted model, not a curated record
AUGAAGUCCAGCUCCAGUUCUAGUUCUAGUGCUAGUAGUGUUUCCGACACCGUAUAUAGUCCAUACACUCUCUGUUGCUACUUGCUAGGAAGGACUAACACUAAAGAAAAGACACAUAAAUGCAAAUUCUUACCUCCAGCUCCAGUUGGCAGCACAAUGAAGAAGAAAAGCAGCUCACAAUCUAAUGAAGAUGAUUACAAGGAGGAGGAGGAUAGCAGCAACCACUACUGCGACCCUUCUGUGGUAAUGAAAAUUAAAGGGAAUAUUCGCGUGUUUUGCCGCAUCAGACCCACCAGGAAGGGUGAGAAUUCGAGUGCAGUUGUGGUCCUGGAUUCAGCUAGCCUGCUCCUAAAUUUUGCAGUGAAUAAAACCAAAAUUUACAGCUUCGACAAGGUUUUUCGCGUUGCCUCAUCACAAGAUGACAUUUUUGGGGAAAUAGAGCCAGUAAUCAAAUCAACCUUGGAUGGCCAUAAUGCAUGCAUAUUUGCAUAUGGGCAGACUGGCACCGGAAAGACUUUCACCAUGGAAGGCAAUGCACAUGAUCCGGGUAUAAUUCAUCGAACAAUGGAGUCACUCUUUAAGCAAGCAGCCGCUGAUAGCCACUGCAAGUUUCUCUUCACUUUCAGUAUGCUUGAGAUUUACAUGGGAUGUCUCAAAGAUUUGCUUCUUCCUCACCAAACUCCAACACCAGCAGAUUUCCUUCCACCAUGUCUCACAAUCCAAACAGAUCCCAAGGGAGAGAUCAAGAUCAACAACCUUGUGGCCAUCCAAGUAAAUGACUUCAACCAAGCAAAAAAGCUAUAUAAAUUCGGAUGUCGUGUCAGAUCAACAGCUUCUACAAAUUCCAACAAAUCUUCAAGUAGAUCACACUGCAUGAUUCGCAUAUUAAUAACCUGUUUUGAUGCUACUGAGAAGCAAAGGCUGACAAAUAAAAUAUGGAUGGUUGACCUUGGGGGAAGUGAGCGUGUGCUAAAGACAAAGGCACAGGGAAGAAGAUUGGAGGAAGGAAAAGCUAUUAACCUGUCACUUUCUGCCCUUGGGGAUGUCAUCAGCGCUCUCCAGAGAAAAAAGUGCCACAUACCAUACAGGAACAGAAAGCUGACACAAGUUCUUAAAGAUUCUCUAGGGGAGGAUUCAAAAACAUUGAUGCUUGUCCAUAUCAGCCCCAAGGAAGAAGAUUUGUGUGAGACAGUAUGUUCUCUAAAUUUUGCUACACGUGUCAGAAGCAUUCAUCUAGGCAAUGAGGAAUCAACUGAAGCGAAGGCACAAAAAGAAGUAGAAAUGGCCAAUCUGCAACAGAGAAUGAAAUGGAUUGAAGACAAGAAUGAUGAAAUCAGAAGAGAAAUUAACAAAUUAAAUGACAAACUAGAAGAUCUUACAGAGACAUCACCAUGUUCCAGCAAGAAACUGGGAGCUCCCCAUCUAUGCUUUGGACUUGAAGCACCAUACUCUAACAUUGAAAGAGCAAAAAAUAUUACAGCAGCACCUCCUUCGGAGUUGCCAAGAUUUAUGAAGCCCACCAUUUGCAGUAAAAGAAAAUCUAGCAUAGACCACCAAACUUCAGAAGUGGAACACUGUGGUCCUGCAAGGAGUAGAAGCCUAUUAUCUCAUCAUGCAAAAUCUGUGACUUUGCCCAUAUUGGACAGAUCAGAGUACAAUUCCCAAAGCAGUGUUUCCAGAGCUAGCUGCUUGAUGGGUUCAAAACUGAAAUAUAGUUCAGAUGAUGAAACUGAGGAUGGUGAAGAUAAAUCUGAAUGUGAUAUCAAAAUAGUCGUCUUCCCAAUGCAGGAUAAAGCAUCAAGUGCAAAUCAAAAACAGGCUCACCCCAGCUGCAGUAAGGAGCUUGGAAGUAUUAUGCACAAAUUUAAUUCCGUUAAAGUCAGUAAGAUUGAUGAUUGGCUUCAUUCACACAAGAAUGCAUAUGGUACGAGUAGUCACACUCAGAGGAGUAAACCAGUUCUAGCGAUUCCUCACCCAGAGAAGAACAGUAGGGGACAUCUGCAAAGAGCACCAAAGCAAACACAUGAAUGCAAAGUUUAUGAUUACAAUCUUUCAAAGAAAGAAAUUACACUCAUUGAUGUUACAAAACAAGCUAGGGUGGAAGCAGCUAGAAGCUCUAAAGCAGAACUGGUGGCAAAUAUUUUCCCAACAGUGUCCAAAGAUUUCAGCAAUGAAGACUGUAGAUUCAGCUUGGUUUCUCCAACCCACACAAAUGAAGGCAUGUUAAUGAAACAAGCACAAAGUAGGGCAGAUGAACUUUCAAUUGAGGAAUACAGUUGUAGCACCUCUAGUGCACCAGAGUGGUCUGAUGUGUUAAAUAAGGAUGAAAGUGCAGAUAGUACAGUGUCAAUGCAACUGUUAGCAUAUGAAACACAACUUUUGGAGGAUCUUAUGUUAGACAACAGUUGGCUAAGCAUCCAUUCUGCAUCAGAUGACAUGUGUGUUUCUAUCUCAAAAUCAAAACAAAAAUCUCCACACCAAAAGAUGCCAACAGAAAUUGGUAAAAUUCAUGAAGACGAAGGAAUGGGCAUCUCUUGCACACAUUUUGAGGAAGAAAAGCUGCAACAGCAAAAUUUUCUGGUAGAAAAAACAAGUCAAGUGGAUAUUGGACUAUCCGUAUUUCACUCACAAGAAAAAUCAAACUGCCCAGGAAUAUAUGAUCUUCUUAGACAGAAAAUCCAUAUUUUAUUCACAUGCGCUCUUCUAGGAGUUGGAUUCAAAAGCAUAGGACUUGAGCAUGACUUCUUUUAUGCAUUAAUGCUUUGA